This is a messenger RNA of Tuber melanosporum (Perigord truffle), 3278 nucleotides long. RefSeq lists its product as uncharacterized. Gene Ontology annotation, cellular component: membrane. Gene Ontology annotation, biological process: transmembrane transport. The record is from RefSeq and is a predicted model, not a curated record. Gene Ontology annotation, molecular function: sulfate transmembrane transporter activity. Bases 649 to 3129 code for a protein of 826 amino acids. The transcript has 5 exons. Lineage: Eukaryota; Fungi; Ascomycota; Pezizomycetes; Pezizales; Tuberaceae.
GGAUUCCGUGAAAGAGAUGUUGUACGAGUGUUUUGUUUGUUAUACUCUAUCUUCCUUUUUUUUCCCUGCGAUUGGUGAUAUUUUCCUGCGACUAGCAUUGAGAGAGACAAAAACGGGGAUCAUGGAGGAGGGGAAGAAAGAAGGGAGGGGGGUUACUGUACUAUUGUGCUACUGUACUCGUGGGGUAUCACACCCCUUCUACGGUAGACUUCCAUUUAGUGGCGGCACGGUAAAGGGGAUACCUGUGAUCGAGUAGACUGGACUGUUCCGUUGGUAGGCCGAUAGAUAGAGUAGUUGUUGUAGGAGGGCCUUUGUUUUCUGCCAUACAGUACUCGAGUAAUUACCGAUUAUAAUAUAGUAAUAGCAUCCUUACCCCGGAAGUGGAAGUGGAGGGCGUGCUAGCGCCGUACCACCUACGAACUUGGGAAAGGAUCCUAUACAUAUAGUCCCAGUUCCCACUUCCAUUUCCUCCUCUUUCCCUUCCCUCUCCCUCCUCCCUCCUCCUUCUCACCUCGCUCUGUCUUCCCCCCCUCCCUUCCAUCUUUCAUCCGGGGUCCCUAUUUCAUAAAUUGUCCGUUCAUCCGUCUAUCCGCCGGUUCCCUUCUUCUCUUCACCCUACAGCACAGCACGGUAAACCUCCCCCCCCGAAUGUCGGCCCCCGUAUCUACGAGGGUAGGCCACGCCUUAGCGUGGUUUCUGCGGAUAGACCUGAACCCAGGCCAGCGUGCCAAGGAGGCUCCAGUUCCUAUAUCGACAGAAGAUCAAGAUGGGAACAGCCCGGGGACAACAUAUAUCGAGCAAGAGCCAACUGUACUAGAGUUCUUCCAGCAAUUCGAACCAUCGGUGCCCAGCUUUGUCUCCUACCUCCUUAGCCUUGUGCCGUUUGUUUCGUGGAUCGGGAGAUAUAAUCUAAAAUGGUUGUAUGGAGAUCUGGUGGCGGGGAUUACGGUGGGAUGUGUCGUCAUUCCUCAAGGGAUGGCAUAUGCCAAGCUCGCACUCCUCCCCGUUGAAUUCGGUCUCUAUUCCUCAUUCGUCGGAGUCAUGAUCUACUGGUUCUUCGCAACCUCAAAAGAUAUCACAAUCGGUCCCGUAGCUGUAAUGUCUACGCUAGUAGGCAACAUCGUCUCACAAGCCCCAAAAGGUUUCCCCUACGCAAAGUACGAUAUUGCCUCCUCCCUAGCCCUCGUUGCAGGUUCGAUCGUGACGGCAAUGGGUCUUCUCCGUCUGGGCUUCGUGGUAGAGUACAUCCCCCUCACAGCAAUCGCCGCAUUCAUGACAGGCUCUGCCAUUAGUAUAGCAACGGGCCAGGUCCCAACUAUGCUCGGUAUCUCCAGCUUCAACACUCGUGCGGCUACGUAUAAGGUCUUUAUCAAUAUCCUAAAGCACCUUGGGGAAACGAAGAUAGAUGCAGCAAUGGGAUUGACCGCCUUGUUCCUAUUGUACCUUAUUCGUUGGAUCACUAGCACCUUCUUGCCGAAGAGGUACCCUAAUCAUAAGAAGACUUGGUUUUUCCUGUCCACCUUGAGAACCGCGUUCACGAUCCUGUUGUAUACUUUGAUUUCUUGGCUAGUGAAUCGGAACCGUCGCAAGAAACCACUCUUCAAGAUCCUCUCAACCGUCCCGAGUGGGUUCAAGCACAUGGGUGUUCCAAAGGUGAACUCUGACAUCUUCAACGUUUUCGUGGGGGAUUUGCCGGCGACGGUUGUUGUGCUGUUGAUCGAGCAUAUUGCGAUCUCGAAGUCGUUUGGUAGGAUAAACAACUACCAGAUUAACCCAUCUCAGGAACUCAUUGCGAUCGGAAUCACCAAUAUCUUCGGCCCAUUCUUUGGUGGAUACCCGGCCACUGGAUCAUUCUCCCGCACAGCUAUCAAGUCGAAAGCCGGCGUGCGCACACCCUUCGCUGGAGUAAUCACUGGCGUCGUCGUCCUGAUGGCUAUUUACCUCUUGACCUCUGUGUUCUAUUUCAUCCCCAGUGCCAGUCUCUCCGCCGUUAUCAUCCACGCCGUCGGCGAUCUGAUCACUCCUCCCAACACUGUGUACAAAUUCUGGUGCAUCUCCCCGCUAGAAGUGAUCGUCUUCUUCGCGGGUGUCAUCGUAACAAUAUUCACGAAUAUUGAGAAUGGAAUUUACGUUACUGUUGCACUGUCCGCCGGUGUCAUGCUAUUCAGGAUUGCGAAGGCGAGAGGGCAUCUACUAGGCAAGGUCGAGGUGCGCUCGGUCGCAGGUGGUAGUCUAUAUAGUGCGGAUGACCGCAGUGACCGAGGGAGUGAUGUCGCGCCGUAUACUGCCCCGGCAGGGUUGGUAGAGAUCAGUGUGUCGAAGAAGGCUCUGGGGCGCAGUCAUGAGAACAAUGGUUCCAGGAAUGUUUACCUACCAUUGGAUCAAGCAGACGGCUCAAACCCAAGCUUAAAAGUCGUAAGCCCAUAUCCAGGAAUCUUCAUCUACCGCUUCUCCGAAGGCUUCCUCUACGCCAACGCCUCCCACUACACCGAAAACCUUGUGCAGCACAUCUUCGCCACCACCAGGCCAACCGUCUCCACCAUAACCACCGACGUGGGAGACCGAGCAUGGAACGACCCCCCACCCAAGUCUUCUAAUACAGCCUCCACAGAGAGGUUGCCCACACUUCGCGCGGUAAUUCUAGACUUCGCCUCGGUGAACAACGUAGACAUCACCUCGGUGCAGAACCUCAUCGACGUGCGCACACAAUUAGACCGAUACGCGGCCCCCGACACGGUGGAAUGGCACUUCGCCUCCAUCGGGUCCCGCUGGACGAAGCGCGCCCUAACCGCAGCCGGAUUCGGAUUCCCCAGCGAUAUAGAGGGGGAGAACAACAACAAAAGGAAGGCCGGGUGGGCUCCCGUGUUCUCGGUCGCGAGCGUUGAGGAGACGGUUGUUCUUGAUGGGAACCACGUGGAGAAGGAAGGCUUUGAUGUAGAGGGCGGGAGACCACUAAAUGGGAGCCGCUCCUCCAAGGAUGUGGAGGAAGGAGUUGGAAGGAUCGGAACCCCAACUGGUGCUGGUAAACGGAGGGUUCCCGUCGUGGUUGGCGGGAUUAAUAGGCCGUUUUUCCACGUUGAUAUUGAUGGGGCGCUGAGGAGUGCUAUCGCCUCGAUUGAGAGUCGGUAAAUUUUGUUAAAUUUUUUUCUCCUCCCUUUUCCUUCUGCUAAGGAAUUGGUUUUUUUCUUCUCUUUCCUUGUGCGUCCGAUUGGCUAGUUGGUCUUUGCUUUUUUCAGACAACAGGGAAAGACAAAUUGAUUCCCGUUUAUACCACAUCA